GUGAUGAAGCACUGUUACAUCAAAGAGAAACGAAAAUAGAUUUUAUGAUAACAGGCAAUGAAGGACUCGGUGAAAAAUAUAAGUGCUAUUGACGGAGUAAAUGCAGAAAACGGCCGUCGUGGUAUUAGACAAAGGCAAAGAGCUUCACAAAGUGCUUCGAAACUCGUCCAGAACCAGAGGCAGUGAACACAGACUCGAUGAACCCUUGUCGGCCAUGCAGAGGCAAACGACCGAGCUCAUUGUGACCCUCGUGUUUGUGCCUCUCUGUGUGCUGGCCUGGCAUUCUGUGUGGACGUGGCGGUGUUGUCUACACCGGUGGUGGUGAUGGUGAUAGCGAUGGUGAAUGUGCGGGACUGUGGUGGUGGUGAUGAUGGUAUUUGCGGAUGCAGCAUCUAGAAAUCGUGGUGGUGAUGGUGGUUGUUAUGGUGAGAUUCAAAAUUUUCAUCAGAGCCUUGAUGAGUUGAGACUUCCUAGUGGCUCUGAAUUUGCACACCAAGGCUGUUAUGGAGCAGUGCUGUCUGGUCCCUAUUGCCUUGUCUCUGAGGAGUCUGCAGGUGUACUCUUUGAGUGAGGGGGCUCAUACAGCAGGAUCUGGAAUCACUUAAGUACUGUAGAAUACAGAUAAAGUAUGGGCAAAUGAUUUGUGAGCCAUCAUAUAUAUCAACAACAGUAGUACAUAUCUGGGAGAGACUUCAUGAAGCAGAUAUCAACCAUGGUCCCUUCAAGUGGAUUUACUGUUCAGAUACUGAGCCUCUCUCCAGACUGGAAAUUGUGACUGAAGAAGAGGAGUAUUGUAGUCACUGCAGCCUUGCACCACAUGGGCAAAGAUGACCUGUAGCAUGCCGUUGAUGCAGAUGUUCUUGCACCUAGAUGUCAAUCCCUCAAUGAGGGCACCACAUGAGCUACACCUUCAUCCUCUCACAUUCACUAUACGUGUCUGUUCCACUCUUCGUUUCACUCUCAGCUGCCUGAUGUCUGGUGUAUGAUCCUGUACAGCUUAUUGGUGAAGACAUGGAGGUUUUUGUCUUGUGGUUCAAGAUGCGAGUCUGUUGCUGCUGCUGUCCAAUUAUCACCUGAAAGACAGUCAUUAUUAAUCAACCCUUCAGUCAUUUAAAAUUAAUAGAAGUAUUCAUGCUUAGUUGUAUUUCAAAAGGAACUAGUCUUACCAGAGAGAUAAAAUGCUAUUUCUCUCAGUGAUGAAAUUUAUAAGUUUGAUUCCAAUCAGCUCACACAGUAAAUAGAUAUGCUACAGAUUAAUGUUAUUUUAUUUCCAUCAAACCUAUAACAGCAGAAGGAAUUGCUAUCAAACUCCACUACAAUAAAAAUUCACCCACCUCCACCUAAGCCACAGUAUAAUUGAGAUGACUGGGAAGCUGAGGAACUUCAGAUUGGAAAGAGAACAGAGACAGGAAUGAGAUGAUGAAAGUGAUACUGACUGAGUUAGGGCAUGACAGGGAUGAGAGAGUGGAGAAGACAGGAAAAGAGUGGAUGGUGUUGUUGCUGGGACUGUGUAGAGAGGCGAAUGAAAGGAUGAUUGAGGCAGUGAAAGAGUUUCUGGAGAGAAUGUGGUGUGCCAGAUGUACGAACAAUUAGGAUAGAGGAUGCUGUUCGUUUCUCUUUUUUUCCUCCCUUCUACAGGAGUUGCCGAUCCAAAGGCCUGGCUCAGGAGUGAUCCUGUGCCACCUGUAGCAUCAAGAUCAAGACCAAGAUCAUUUAGGAGGACUCCAAUACGCUGAAGAGACAGUAAAGGAAGUGAUAGAAGCAGUGAGGGCAGCAGAAGAAAAGAAGAUGUGUGUGGCUGUGGUGGGGGUCCUGCGGCGCCCACGGGAAGGAGUGCAGUAUGAGAAGGUCAGAAGAGAAACGAACCGCAAGAUAUGCAUGGAACUCAUGAAGGUCAAAAUGGAAUGGAUGGCAGGGAAGAAGAGCAACGUGAGCUUCCUGGACAUGGAUGGGAUCCUCGACCAGGACAAAUUCUUCGGGAGAGACGGGGUCCACCUCAACCACAACGGGAAUGAGAGGCUAGGACGUCGACUGGCCGAGUGGAUGAGGGCGAGACAGGUGUGUUGUGUGGACGAGGCAUGACGAGGAGGACCCACUGAUGUCAGCGAAUAUGGAAGAAAAGAGACUAGCCAGAUUCCCAGCACAUUUUUUUCAGCGGCGGGUGAAGAGAGAUGUAAACUCGGACAUUCCACCGAAGAGAGAGUUGCUUGUGUACACCCCAGUGACUCCCCUCCAGCUCUCACUGUACACGGCAACUCUCACAAGCAACAUGGAGGCGUUUGUGUCGAAGAACCCACAGUGUGACCUCCAAGCCCAGGACCACUGCCACCGCAUGGGCCAAAUGUCCCCAGUCCUUGUCCUCUGCCUGAUCACCGCAGCCAGCACUGACGAGUGGACAGUGGAGAGAGCAGGGACCAAACGCAAACUAGAGCGCUUGAUUAUCCGGUCUGGCAAGUUCCGAGACGCCAGCCAGGGAGACCGGAGCUUCCAGAGGGUGGUGGGUGAGGCGGAGCUGCUGUCCCUGCUGAAGCAAAACGACCACCAUAAGGAACAUAGGGCUAGCAAGGGCCAUGGUCACAUCACCAAAGAGGAGCUAAACCAACUGCUCCACAGAAGUGACCUGACCAAGAAGAAGAGAAGAAGCUGACUGGAGUUUUCAAGGUCAUUUUAGAAGAUUGAAAGGAAGAAAGGAAGAAAAUUAAUAAAAGGAUAAAUAAUGAAGAAAAAUUAAUAGAAAGAGGAAGAAGGAUGUAAAGGAAUGACAAAUUUGAUUCCUUUAAGGCAAAGCAUGUUUCAAUCAAGUUCUAUGACAUUGGGGGUCGCAGCUUCUCCCACCACAGCACCAGGUUAGCCCCGCAUCCCCCCCCCACCUCCAUCACCACCACCAUCAUGACCACCACCAGGGUACGAGGAGAGAGCCCCAAGUCCCUCCAUUCAACUACUACUACUACUACUGCUGGUGGUGGUCAUGACUAUCAGGUGUCAAGAAGGACCCCCAGUGUGGAUAAUCAGUCGUCGGUGGACUCCAGGGGUCACAGAAGGAUUUAUGCAGGAGAGUGAAAGACUGCCUGCUGCUGCCUUGAUGCAAGAAAGCUUAGGCCACCCCACCUCACCCAUGUCUUGACAGUUAAUUCAUGCUGCAGCCCUGCCCACCAGUCCCUUGAAGCCUGGGGAGUCAGGAGGGACCAGCAGAUGAUCAGUGUAGGAGUGGAGAGCAAUGGACUGGCAGGAGUUGAAGCCGUGCUGAAGGAGAUGGAGUGGAUGGUGAAACCUGGUGCCGGUCAACCCAACAGAGUCUCGGCAGAAUUGGGUCUUCAUUCGUCAUGGAUGGAGUGGAGGACAAACCCUGGUGCCAGUCAACUGUCCUCAAGUGAAGUGUUAUGACUGAAUUGGGCCAUCAUAGAGUGAAAAUGAUGCAGCUCUGUUCAGCUCUGUCAACACUGUGUCUUCAAAGUGCAAGUGGAGUCCUGAUAGAAGUGGAGAAGUGGGUGGCCUUUGCUGAAUGUUGCAGAACCUGAGCUACACAUCAGCCCAACACUUGUGGGCGGUGGUCUAGUGGUGUUGCUGUCCUGAGGCUGGGAAACUCUCAAUUCCAGCAUCCAGCAACCUUUUUUCUGCAUGGAAAGGCAUGUGCAAACUUCAGAAACUGCUUGUCAUGUUGAAAGAAUAAAAAUUUUGUUGUAAUCUGCCUUAAGCUCAAAAAAAGAGUUGAUGUGGUUGGUUUCAAUUUCCCCCAGCAGUGAAGGAAGGACCUGGUCAGAGUCUAAGCUGUGAUUUGCACAUAGAGGCCACAUCUCUCCCUUCAGUCAGGGAGGGUCAGAAUUCUAUAGACACCCUGACCCGGGACCUCUAUGUGGAAAUUGCAUCUUAAACUUGGUCUAUAUAUAGACUUACGUCAUAGGUCAUCGUUCCUUCACUGCUGACCAACCACAUCAACUCGUCUUUUUUUUUUCCAUUUUUUUUCCCCAAGGACAAUGACCAACCACAUCAACUCUAUUUUUUUUUUCUUUACUCACUUCAAGAUACAGAAGACAGAAGGUUAUAUGAAAACUAUUAUAUACAAGGCAGCAGUUGAUGACUGAUGGCUGUUAGGUGAGGCUGGGAUGAGAGGGUGUUGCAGGUGAUGUUCCCAGGUGAGGUGGAGAGUGGUGUCACCUUGGCACACACUGAACAUAAUGUAUCUUCCAUCAGAAAAGAAUAUAAAUAAAUAGAGGUAGAAGAAACAAAAAAGAACAAGAAAAGCUGAAAAAAACAUUUCUAACAGAAUAACAGAAAAAAGCAGGAUAGAAGAUAUAGGAAAAAAAAAAAAAAAUACAGAAAUAAAAAAAAAAUAACCUCUCUCUCUCUCUCUCCCCCACACAACAUUCCUUCUCUGGGCUCCUGUACUGCUCCUUACAGCCACUCUCUUCCUGCAGAAUGAGCGGUGUCCUUCAGUGGCCUCAUGGCCCAGUCCUGCAGGAUGUACUGCUCUAGAGUCUGUCACUGCCACCCACUGCCAAUGAGUGUCCUUCACCAGCCCGGACAGGUCCAGAUUUUCAAUGACAUGCUGUUGGGAAACACUUGCUGAGAUCACUUAAUGAGAUCAGGGACAGAGAGAGAGAGAGAGAGAGUUUCCCUAAUCCUUUAAUUUGAUCACUAUCAUCCUCUAUUUUUCUUCACCUCUUUUGUUUAUCUUACAUUUUGACUUCUAAUGAAGCAUAAGUCUGUAUUUUACUUGUAUUAAAUUGCCUGCCAUUAA
Molecule: messenger RNA, 4738 nt
Organism: Scylla paramamosain (green mud crab)
Lineage: Eukaryota; Metazoa; Arthropoda; Malacostraca; Decapoda; Portunidae
Product: lymphocyte-specific helicase-like
Exons: 11
Coding region: 2099-2647 (182 amino acids)
Biological process (GO): pericentric heterochromatin formation; lymphocyte proliferation; DNA methylation-dependent constitutive heterochromatin formation
Cellular component (GO): nucleus; pericentric heterochromatin
Molecular function (GO): chromatin binding
Source: RefSeq, a predicted model, not a curated record